Messenger RNA from Fopius arisanus, 1718 nucleotides. Its product is annotated as monocyte to macrophage differentiation factor. Gene Ontology annotation, cellular component: membrane. The transcript has 4 exons. Bases 507 to 1304 code for a protein of 265 amino acids. The record is from RefSeq and is a predicted model, not a curated record. Lineage: Eukaryota; Metazoa; Arthropoda; Insecta; Hymenoptera; Braconidae. Gene Ontology annotation, molecular function: pore-forming activity.
GAGCGUCUGCUCCCGUCAGUUUUCGCUUUGACAUAAAGGAGAUCAGGUGUACUCCAUCAAUGGUCAUUGCGUUACUCAAAAUCCAACGGUCCUAGAUAAUCAUUUAGAAUUCUAAUGAGUCCCACUGAAAAAUUGGAUAUUAACAAAAAAAAUGAAGAACAAUAGAUAACGGAUGGAGAGCAUGUGGAUGCUGUCAAGGUCUUGCUCUUAUCAGAGAAUGAUUCCAUCCUCCCAAUUAUUUUCACCUAACUCAGCACUUUGAUCUCGAUUGGUAAUACUUAAUUCAUGUGAAAGGGCAAAAGAUAUGAAGAUGAAUGGAUAAAAUAUUUAUUCAUAGAUGAGAGGAGGAUCUCGGUGUUGAGUGGUGAAGGGUAAGGGGUUAAAAAAUUGAGCCAAUGAAGUAACGGACUGUCGAGAUAAAGAGUUGAAAUAGGUCUCAUGAUAGUAGGGACAUAGAUAUUGUUGGGUACAAUUUGAAUUCACUCUGAUAUUCAUCAGUGGCAAUAAUGGAUGGACCUUGUCUGGUGAAAUCCAUCAUGACACCUAUGGAGAAGCUGCGGGGUCUCAAAGAGAUAAAGUGGAUGAAUCCACGCGCCUCUCCGAAUGAAGCAUAUGCACCUACAUAUAUUGAACAUUGUGCCAAUAUAAUGACCCAUGGAAUUUGGAUUGUACCAGCAUUACUGGGGAGUAUUGAAUUGCUCAGGCGAUCUAUCACGUGUACCCAACUGAUUUCUGCAUUGGUUUAUGGAAUCGCCUUGCUCCUUCUGUUCUUAGUAUCUACUUCAUUCCAUUGUGUACAUUACUGCGAUCGAAGGGACUGGAAAGACGUUCUUCAUCGAUGCGACCGUGCUAUGAUUUAUGUGUUCAUUGCUGCUACCUAUUUUCCUUGGCUGAUGGUCGAGGACUUUCCCGACAAUGAAAUUGUUCCCACAAUGCGAUAUUUAGUGUGGAUUAUGGCGAUUAUUGGGAUAUUGUAUCAACAGAUGUUUCACGAGAGAUACAAAAUGCUCGAGACUAUUUUCUAUCUGAUUAUGGGAAUCAGUCCCAGCAUUGCUGUCAUUACUGUGAAUAAAUUCGACAAUAUAAGAGAACUCAAGACUGGGGGAUUUAUCUAUAUAGCUGGCCUCAUAUUCUUCAAAUCAGAUGGAAGAAUACCUUGUGCUCAUGCUAUUUGGCAUAUAUUCGUGACAGUUGCGGCGGGUUUUCAUUACUACGCCAUUCUAAAUCAUCUCUAUCCAUUUGUUCAGAAAGGACAUCCAACUUUACCACUGAUAGACUGGUUAGAAUCUCAUCGCGAGUUAUAAUUACGAGAACCAAUUUAGCUACUUCAAGUUCGAUUCAUUCUUUUAUGAUGAAUUUUUGAAAAAAACAUUGUCUAUCCAAUUUACUCUCACUGACCAAAAGGUAAUUUCCACGCAAUUGUAAAUAGGUGGAAUAUAACAAAAUGCAAUGACCGAUUAUUCAGUUCUUUUAAAAUGAAUUUUGUGGAAUAUUAAUUAUUUAUUCAUUUUUAUGAGUUAAUUAAUAGAGUUGACAGAAUCCGGAUGGGAUUUUUAUCGAGUCGUACUGGUAAUUUUAUAAUUAUUCGAAUCUCAUGAAAAUAGUGAUUUCCAUUGAGUACCUGAUAUGUAAGGAAGAUCAAGAUAACGAACGGAUUUUGGUAUUUUUUUUCUAUCUCAUCGAUUCAUGAUAAGAUGAUAAGUGUUUUUAAAUGAUCU